GACCCGACCCACUCCCUUCCUCUCCUCCAGACCCAACGCUCGGGUCUCCAGUCUAGGAAAGGGCGGAGGCGGGGCGUCUUGGGACCGCUGUGGUUGGCCCGGAGGGAGGCCGCCUUCUGCUUCCCGUCAUGCUCUGGGGCGUUGUGCCCCGGAAGAAGAAGCCGGCGAUCCCUGCUCUCUGGCGGGGCGGUGGAGUCGCCGGCGAGGGGCGUAGCCUGUGUCUCCAGAUGGUGCGUUAGAAGACUGUACUACUUCACGUGUGCUUGUGGGGGUACUCCUGGGAAAGAAGUACAUCAGUGAUCCUAGUGAAAUCGCCAAAAGUCUUAACAAAGAAGAAAGCAUUUUCACAAAGCUAGUUUGUGCCUAUGCAUCUGAGAUGGUCCCCUCUGAUGGGCUCUUCCUAUAGGAUGCUGGAGAAUCAAGAACAGGAGGAAUUGAUUACUGUACGGGUCCAGGAUCCCCGAGUACAGAAUGAAGGUUCCUGGAAUUCUUAUGUGGACUACAAGAUAUUCCUCCACACCAACAGCAAGGCCUUUACUGCCAAGACAUCAUGUGUGCGGCGCCGUUAUCGGGAGUUUGUUUGGCUGAGAAAACAGCUCCAGAGAAAUGCUGGCUUAGUGCCUGUACCUGAACUCCCUGGAAAGUCCACCUUCUUUGGCAACUCGGAUGAAUUUAUUGAAAAGCGGCGACAAGGUCUUCAGCACUUCCUGGAGAAAGUCCUGCAGAACGUGGUCCUCCUGUCCGACAGCCAGCUACACCUCUUCCUGCAGAGUCAGCUGUCGGUACCAGAGAUCGAAGCCUGUGUCCAGGGUCGGAGCCCCAUGACUGUAGCUGAUGCCAUUCUCCACUAUGCCAUGUCUAACUGUGGCUGGGUCCAAGAAGAGAGCAUGGGUUCCCCUCAGCUUGCAAUGGGAGAUCAGCAUAAGAGUUGCUGUUUUAUCCGUAGACCUGGUGGUCAGGUGUCUACAUCACCUCUCCAGAAUGAAGAAAAGGACCACAUGGCAGUGUGGGCUCCUGUGGUUGAUACUAUGGCUCCUGACUUGGAAAGUUCCUCUCUUCCUCUUCCAACCUCAUCUUCAAGCUGGGACUUUGUCCAGUCUGAUGAAAGGACCAGUCCCCCCCAACCCUGGAAAAGAGUGGAAGAAGACCACCAAGUUCACCCAUCUUAUGACAUGGACUUGGAAUCUGGCCAGUUGGAAACGGUCUGAGAGGUGGUGAACUUUGGUCUGAAAUCAGAUGUGAAGGGACGGGCCAGAGGGGGCCAGUCCAGGUGGGUGGGGUAGGAUGACCGGCAGUCUCUCAGGGCGGUUGGCCUCCUGGGCAGCCUUACCCUCACAUGGUGAUGGUGGCAACAGCUUGCAGCCCUCCUCUCUCUUACUUGUCCUCCACCCAGUGCUGGGGGGACAGGAAGCUGGCCGUGCUCUGCACAAAUUGGAAAGCUUAGGGUCUGCUUUGUCUUACAACUCCCUACACUUGACUCUUCCUGGGAGCAGAGUUUCUUCCGAUGAUUUGUUUACAUGAGUAGGAACAGCCCCUUGUAAUACAUUAGCUUUGGGGGAUCUGGGUACGAUUGGGGACCUAGAGGUAAGAAGGUGCUAGCUUUUGCUCCCUGCAUUGUCCCAGUGGCCACUGAGCCAGCUGGCAUCCCCUUGCUUUAGAAGUGGAUUCGGGUUUAGAUUGGUGCCUGUUUUUUCCUCCAGCCCCUGCAGCCAUUUGUUUUGGGAAGUUGGCCUUCCCCCUACAAUCUGUUGGAUAGUUCUCUUCAGUUCUCUUCCUGCCCCCUUGUUCUUCCUGCUCUUUCCCCUCUCUGGCUGGGGCAGCAGCAGUCCCGUUUGCAGCUGGAGUUUGUUACAGCCGUAGGCUGCUGCUCCCAUGCUCGAGGGUGGGUGAAGGCAGCAGUAGCAGCAGCAACAGCAGCUGCUUGGUGGCCCUGCACAAAGCAGAGGUUUGGUUUUAGUUAGAAGGGCAGCAAACAGUUGCUGUGCCGGGGGCCAGUGGGUUGGUUUGGGGGCAGCAGCCUUGGGCUGAGGCUUCCACUUCAGGCUGGGUUCGGAGAAGUGAGACUUUGCCCUGCCAGCUUCGUUUCGUGUUGUAUUCCCUGUAUCCCACAAUGUCUUUCUUGCUGCAUAAUCUUUCUCUGUGUGUUACAAUAAGACAGCCUGUUCAAUUCUCCAGGGCCAGGGAACUGUGCUUGUUGAUGAGAGCUUUGUUUUUUCCCUGUAAGCAAAGGGCUCUAGGGAAGAGGAACAGGAUGCCUUUAGACAAUGAGGCAUUCUGGCCUCCUGCUGCCUCUCCACCGAGAGCUGGGGCUCGUGGGGGUUCUGCUGCUGGCAUUCAGCAUGGCUCAGCUCUUCUGAUGGCUGUGUGUCUGCUUAUUCCCUUCUCCUUUCCUCCUCUGGUCAUCACACCUUGUCUAUGUACUCUCUCACUACCACUGGACACUGUGGGACUGUCAUGGCAUUUAGCUCAGAGUGGAGGUGCUCUGGCCUGAAAUAAAAUUCAAGUAUUUAA
Molecule: messenger RNA, 2511 nt
Organism: Trichosurus vulpecula (common brushtail)
Lineage: Eukaryota; Metazoa; Chordata; Mammalia; Diprotodontia; Phalangeridae
Gene: SNX11
Product: sorting nexin 11
Exons: 8
Coding region: 366-1208 (280 amino acids)
Biological process (GO): intracellular protein transport
Molecular function (GO): phosphatidylinositol binding
Source: RefSeq, a predicted model, not a curated record